This is a messenger RNA of Solea senegalensis (Senegalese sole), 846 nucleotides long. It is a transcript of the gene fgfbp2a, whose product is annotated as fibroblast growth factor binding protein 2a. Gene Ontology annotation, molecular function: growth factor binding. The record is from RefSeq and is a predicted model, not a curated record. The transcript has a single exon. NCBI's taxonomy places the organism in Eukaryota, Metazoa, Chordata, Actinopteri, Pleuronectiformes, Soleidae. Gene Ontology annotation, biological process: cell-cell signaling.
UGUGUGACAGAAUGUUCUGUAUCUACAGGUAAACAUGAGCCUGGUUGUGACAUGUGACCUUUGUUUUCCACAGCUGAUUUCUGUGAGUUUCCUCUUUCCCUGUUUAGCCAAUAAAUAGCAGGAGGGACCCUCAGCUGCACAGCAGUUACUCGUUCCUCCUCUUGCACUCAGCAUCCAUCUGACACCAUGUGGACACAGGCCAGCGCUCCACUGCUGCUGCUGCUGCUCGCCUGCUGCGUCUGCACAGCAGAGGCUCAGAGCGACGGCAGCAGGAGACAAAGCAUCUGGGAUGAUCCCAUCAAAUCCAAGACCAAGGCUAAUGACUUGUGUACCAUGAUCAUCACCGGUCAGGGGGAACACACCAGGCUGAGGCUGUCGUGCCAGAGCACCAAGCAGUCGUACUGGUGUGAGUACGUGUCGGGAGCCUCUUACAACAAAAACCACUACUUUGUCCAGAUGAUGUGGGGCCUCAGGAAGCUCCACGACGCCUGCCAGGCGCCGAGACACAUCAAACCUCACAUGUGCAGGAAGGCAACGGACGACUCUCAGAUGGUCUUCUUGUACGUGUCCUUCAAACCAGCAGCUCAGGAUGCACAAGUUCAAUUUCCCUGCCACUGAAUCCACCCGCGUCCCUCUGAGUGUGAAGAGAACAACUCCACAACCUCUGACGCCAAGAAGGUGGCUCGGCAGUACUGUUGGAGGUCACUUCGAGGCAUCUGCUCCUUCUUCGUUGGGCUGUUUCGGAACAAAUAAUAAAAAAAAGGUUAGACGGCCUCUUUGAUAACAUGCAGUAUUUGUUAGGUUUUAUUAAACCCACCAGGGAGGUUAUGUUUUUGUUUGUUUGAA